AUCACAGCAGUUUGCACACCACGCCAAUAUGGAGUCCUCCGUUUUCAUACUGCUGUUUUUCUCUGCCUUUUCGUCUGGCUCCGCAAACUUUGUUUAUGACCUGAAUGCGCAGAAUUUUGACCAGAUGAUACGAGAAAAAGAUAUAAUGCUGGUGGAUUUUUACGCGCCCUGGUGCCACCACUGCCAAGAACUCCUCCCCCAGUUGGAGGGCGCGGCCAAUGCUUUGGCUGCCAAGGGGCUUUUCCAGUUUGCAAAGGUUGACUGUACAGAUCCCAGAAGCAAAGUCUUAUGUGAUAAUUUCAAAAUUGAAGGAUACCCUUCAGUAAAACUGUUCAAGUUUGGAAAAUAUGCAGGGGACUAUAUUGGCCAACGAACUGAUGCCGCACUAGUGAACUACAUGGAAUCCGUGACGUCAACAGCCUCCCAGCAAGCACCGUUCACCUCUGAACCAAUGAAUAACGCUGCUCAACUCAUGCAGCCCCAGACCCAACAGUUUGCGCCACAACAGGCACCCCAACCAAUGCCAUUUGCGCUUCAGCCCCAAGCUUUUAACAGUGCGCCAAUUAUGCAAGGUUUCUUCAACAGUCCACAAGCUCAACUACAGGUAUCCCAGCCCCAAGCUAGCGCUUACGCUUCAGGCCCCGCUGCAGUGACCGGCCCAAAAGUCAGUGCGAGCCCCGACCCAGUCGCUAGCCAUUUUGGCGGGAAUAUGCUAGCGCUUGAGAUUCUGAGGGCCAAACUAAAGAUGAUUGCGGCGUACAAAAACUGGCAAAAGCGAUUAAAGGAGUACAAAGAAAAGAUGGCCGAGGCUGCCACAGGAAGCAGGUUUGGAGUCACGAAGGCGGCCAUCGCUAAGAAGCCAUUUAAGGCAGGAGCAAGAUCAAAACUUGCGCAUUAUAAACCCGCGCCGACACACUUCCUACAGAAGUUCCCAAGGAUUCUGAAUGCCGCACAAAAGCACGCCAAAGAGGUAGCUCAGUAUAAACUACGAAAGGCAGCUUAUCAAAAGGCUUUAGCGGCAAGAAGACAACAGAUAGUCCAAAGACGUAAGAAAGAACAAAUGAAAAAGUAUAAUAUUCUUUACGGACGAAGCAAUAUCCCUAUGUACCAGUAUCCUCAGUAUCUGCAGUCUUCGCCCUACUAUAAGCAGUAUUACCAGCAACAACAAGCGCGCGCAAUGAUACCACAUCUCAAGGUACCGCAGGCGCAGCCCCAAGCAUCGCUGGCUCAAUAUCAGCCUCAGUCUCUCCCCCAGGAAGCCGUGGAUGUCGUGCAACCGGAAGCUGAUGAAACGACUGAGGACAAGACCCCGGAAGAUGAGAGUAACGCGGAAUCUAAUGACAAGUCAUCAGCAAAAAGCGAUGACAGCCCAUCGAUCAACGACCUUCGUGCCGACAUCGAAAGCGCUAUCAAAGAUGCCCUGAAAACAGGCGACAAGAAAUCAGCACCUAAACAGACCGCUGAGGCAUCGGACAAGCCACAACUAACAGCCAACAAACCACAGAGUCACGCUACAGAAGGAAGCGGUGAAGUCGUGGUCACGUCAUCCCCCACCCAGGUCUCUGCGCAACCAGUUGUAGCGAGCGGGUCUGGUUCCAAGGCAGGCUCCGGCUCAGGGUCGGGAGAUGCUGGCGCGCUAUUGGCCAAAAUCAGGCGAAUGGUCGGCGAAGAAUUCCAGAGAAUGCUGGCGAUCGCGUUUGUUGUGGCGUUGUGCGUUAUCGCACCUUCCUACGCCAGGAAAGAGAACCCAAUUUUUGAGUUGACUGACCAAGAUUUCGACAACUUCCUUAAGGACAAGGAAGUCAUGCUGGUGGAUUUCUACGCACCAUGGUGCGGGCAUUGCAAAAGACUAGCCCCUGAAUAUGAAACUGCUGCCGAGGCUUUGAAAAAGAACGAUCCACCGGUUCCUCUAGCAAAGGUUGAUUGUACUGAAGCUGGGAAGGACACUUGUAGCAAAUAUGGCGUUAGUGGCUACCCUACACUGAAAAUAUUCCGUAAUGGCGAGAUGUCAAAGGAUUAUGACGGGCCACGUGAUUCAAGUGGAAUUAUUAGAUAUAUGAAAAAGCAGGCUGGACCAAGCUCUGUUGAAAUUAAGUCAGUUGACCAUCUUGAGAAAAAGCUGGAUGACGCUGAAUCUAAUGUAGUUGUUGGUUUUCUUGAUGGCGAUGAUGAUCUCAAGAAUGCUUUCAUGAGGACUGCAAAUGAGAUGAGAGAUUCAUUUUCAUUUGCACAUGCAAGUGUUACUGAUGUCUUAGAGAAAUACAACUACAAAAAUCAAAUAGUCGUGUUCAGACCCAAGCACCUUCACACAAAGCUUGAGCCAAGUUUUAUUGCCUACACUGGGUCACCAGAUGACUUCUAUAUCAAGAAAUUCAUCAACGCCAAGGCACAUGGUCGUGUUGGCCAGAGAACACCAGACAAUGAGGAGCAAUUUCCUAAACCCCUUUGUGUAGUUUUCUUUGACGUGGACUGGAAGAAGAAUGCCAAAGGUUCCAAAUACUGGCGCAACAGAGUGCUUAAGGUGACCAAGUUCUUUGAUGACAAGGCCAUGAACUUUGCCAUUGCCUCUUUCUCUGACUACGAGCGAGUCCUAUCUGAUAUCGGCGUUACUGACAAAGCCAACCCUAGUGCCGUUGUCUACAAUGAUGCUGGUGACAAGUUCUUGAUGAAAGAGAAAUUCAGCGUUGAUUCAUUCAAGCAGUUCCUGGAAGACUACUUUGCUGGCAGCCUGAAGCCACAUAUCAAAUCUGAGCCACUCCCUGAGAGCAAUGAUGGCCCCGUCAAGGUUGUUGUUGGUGAGAACUUCAAGGAGAUUGUAAACGACCCAACAAAGGAUGUCCUGAUAGAGUUUUAUGCCCCGUGGUGUGGACACUGCAAGAGUCUGGAGCCCAAGUACAAUGAACUUGGUGAGAAACUCCAGGAUGUCAAGGAUAUUGUCAUUGCUAAGAUGGAUGCCACCGCUAAUGAUGCACCACCAAACUUCAGUGUUCAGGGAUUCCCCACUAUUUACUGGGCGCCAGCCAACAACAAAGAGAACCCCGAGAAAUACGAGGGUGGGCGAGAGGUAUCUGACUUUGUUGACUUCAUCAAGCGCAAAGCAACCAAACCAGUCAAUUUAGACGAGAAGAAGAAGAAAAAGUCAAAGAGCGAGCUUUAACUUGCUACCAGUCCCUGGAAUGAUGUUCCAGCCCUAUGUCCCAGACAUUCACAAAAAAAGUAGAUAACAAGAGCUUCUAAGCCUAAUUGACAUUGGCUAAAAAUGAAUGCAAAAAAAAUCUAGGAAACAAGCUUUGUCAUCUAGGACCCCAAACUACACUAGUGUUUAAGCUUGAUUAUAACAUAUUCGCUGUGUUGCUAUAGGAACCGGUAUCGAGGUUGUGAGGAAGUGUUCACACAAGAAAUAAUGGGGAGAAUUGAAUGUCAAACCUUAGCUUUUGGUGUCAGGAAAUUUUGUACAAUAUGUUG
Molecule: messenger RNA, 3465 nt
Organism: Nematostella vectensis (starlet sea anemone)
Lineage: Eukaryota; Metazoa; Cnidaria; Anthozoa; Actiniaria; Edwardsiidae
Product: protein disulfide-isomerase A4-like
Exons: 16
Coding region: 29-3157 (1042 amino acids)
Biological process (GO): response to endoplasmic reticulum stress; protein folding
Cellular component (GO): endoplasmic reticulum
Molecular function (GO): protein disulfide isomerase activity
Source: RefSeq, a predicted model, not a curated record